Molecule: messenger RNA, 1997 nt
Organism: Enhydra lutris kenyoni (northern sea otter)
Lineage: Eukaryota; Metazoa; Chordata; Mammalia; Carnivora; Mustelidae
Product: shisa family member 5
Exons: 6
Coding region: 104-823 (239 amino acids)
Biological process (GO): positive regulation of canonical NF-kappaB signal transduction
Cellular component (GO): endoplasmic reticulum
Source: RefSeq, a predicted model, not a curated record
CGGGGCGAGGAAGCGGUGGCCGUACGGGUCGCUGAGGCUGCCGCCGCACCUCAACCCCUCCUGCUUCUGUCCAUCUGUCCUUCUGUCCGUCUGCCGCCCUGCCAUGGCUGCGCGGAUCCCCGCGCUCCGGAUCCUACUGCUGCUGCUUCUGCUGCUCCCGCCGCCUCCAGCCCACAGUGAGGUGUGUGUGGCUUCCCAUGGACACAACUUCUUCCCAGAGUCCUGUCCUGAUUUCUGCUGCGGCAACUGUUACAACCAAUACUGCUGCUCCGACGAGCUGAAGAAAUUUGUGGGGAACGAGGAUAGCUGCGCAGAGCCCAAGGCCAGUGUGUCUGCCGGUACCGAGCCCCUGGAGCAGCUGGGCUCGGCGCUGAGGUUCCGUUCCAGCUUGGACAGCGACCCCAUGUCAGGGUUUGGGGCAACGGUAGCCAUCGGCCUGACCAUCUUCGUGCUCACUGUUGUCACCGUCAUCAUCUGCUUCACCUGUUCCUGCUGCUCUCUCUAUAAGAUGUGCCGCCGGCCCCCGCGUCCGGUGGUCACCACCACCACGGCCACAACGGUGGUGCACACCCCUUACCCUCAGCCUCCGAGUGUGCCCCCCAGCUACCCAGGACCGACGUACCAGGGCUACCACCCCAUGCCCCCACAGCCAGGGAUGCCAGCAGCACCUUACCCGACACAGUACCCCCCGCCUUACCCUGCCCAGCCUAUGGGCCCCCCAGCAUACCACGAGACACUGGCUGGAGGUGCGGCCAUGCCCUACCCUGCCAGCCAGCCUCCUUACAACCCGGCCUACAUGGACCCACCGAAGGCAGUUCCCUGAACAUGUCCUUGCUUCUCUGGCUGCCCCUUGGGGCGUGUGUGUGUGUGUGUGUGAGAGAGAGAGAGAGAGAGAGAGAGAGGGAGAGAGAAAGAGAGAGAGAGAGAAGGUGGGUAUGGAGGCAUGGUCUUUUUCUCCCCACGCAUGGUGUUUGUGUCCGGUUUGUACACGAGGCUUCUUGUGACGCCGACAUGGUGGGGAGCAGUCCUUGCCAGAGUUGCUGGGACCCUACUUCAUUCUCUUCCUCACUUGAAAUUGUGCUCUUUUGAAAUCUCAAAAUUCAAAGACUGGGAGUUCCUUCCCAUACUGUCCCAGGGAGACCAGGCCGGCGGGGCUUGCCAUGCCAGGACAGUGAGGCUUUUUGUGGGCAACGUGCCCAUGUGUUCUGGUUUUGGCGGAGUGACAAGCCAUUGCUCAAGGCCAUGGCCUGUCCCCAGGGUGUGGGGUACUCUUCGAGGAACCAGAGCCAUCAUGGCAUGGGGGUGAGGCUUGGGGCCUGGCUAAGCAGACAUCCUACAGUGCCAGAGCCUGUGCCAUGCCCAGCAGAGGGUGGACAGCCUCCUGAGACCGAAACACUUGAGGCAGAGGCUCAGCCACCCGAGCGCGGUCUGCCUGGACUGUCCUCCAUCCUCCCUGGGACCAGCUGGAGGGCCACGUCCACCCACGGCUCUGGCUGCCCUGGCUGCCCUGGCUGGCCACCCCCACCACAGGGCGGCAGGGCAGCCUCUGUCCACCUGCACACUCAGGUGUCCUCCCUGCAGUGUUUUUGUUUUCCUUUUAGCCAAACAUUUUGCCUGUUUCCUGUUUCAAAAUGUAUGUGAUCGUUUUUGUGAGGCUGGACCUCCUGGGUCCUGGAAGGAAAUUGGCCCACAGUGGAGAGGGACCGUCAGGCCUCUGAUAGGCCCUGCUUCUCCCGACACCAGCUUCACAGAAUAGCCAGCUCCUGUACCCCAGUCCACAGUGUGUCCUGGCACCUAGGGCACCUGGGCCAAGGGGCCAUCUGGACCAAAGGUGGAAGGGGGCCCUAGGUGGCUGCUCUGGCCCAGACAUGAAUACCUCGGUGUUCCCUGUCCCUCUGUUAAUAUCUCACCAGAUCUGUCUUAGCUUUGUACCUGUUGAUGUGUUUCUGAGAGUCUAGGGUCUGCAACUUUGUUUAUAAUAAAUGCAAACAUUUGAG